UCUUCUGCGCGUUUAAGAAGACUUUUUCAAUAAAAAGUCCUUUUCUUUUAAAAGGAAUGAAGAACGGCUUCCUUUUGCUUAAACAUUUCACCAGCAGAGAAGGGCUUUUCUCCAGAUGGAGAAGCUAAUUUUUUCUCCUUUUUUUCAGCUUCAAGUGCUUUUGGAUGAUAAUUGACCAAAUUAUCCUGUCUUCUCCCCAAACGUUCUUUCCCCUCUACUGGUUCCCCAAACGUUCUUAAAAUGAGAACACCAGCGACAGCUGAUCGACGAAGAAGACCAAACUCAGAUUCAUACCAAAACCCAAUAUUACAUUCUUGAUUUGCUCUUUCUCUAUUUGUUAAAACAGUUGAUAGAGAAAAGCUAGAAAAAAUUCUUCUUCUUUUGGACAUGUAUGGACUCUGGGGAUUCGAGCGGUUGAAGCUCAGGAUGAUGGUGGUCAUGCCGUUAAUGCUGGUUUUAUCAUUGUUUGAGCAGAAUAUGAGCUUCUCCUCGCCUUUGAACAGUGAAGGUUUGGCUUUGUUGAGGUUCAAACAGAGAGUGGUAAGUGACCCCUUUGGUGCUUUAUCGAACUGGAAGGAAAUUGAUGGAGAGAUUGAUCCGUAUUCUUGGUUCGGGGUCGAAUGCUCUGAUGAAAAAGUUGUAAUUUUAAAUUUGAAAGAUCUUUGCCUUGUUGGGAACCUGGGACCUGAAUUUGGGAAGCUGGAGAACUUAAAAUCUAUUAUAUUGCGCAACAACUCUUUCUCUGGAAGCAUUCCUCAAGAAAUUGGGGAAUUGAAGGAGCUGGAGGUGUUGGAUUUAGGAUUCAAUAACUUUAGUGGACCAUUUCCAUCUGAUUUUGGCAACAAUCUCUCCUUGACAACACUUUUACUUGACAACAAUGAGUUUCUUGGAAAUCUAGCACCUGAAAUAUACGAGGUAAAGAUGCUUUCUGAAUUUCAAGUAGAUGAGAAUCGGCUAACUGAUGCUGCUACUAUACCAUCUUGUAAAAGCAGUGGUUUCCCCUGCAUUGCUUCAAUAUCAGAUUGUUAUUCAUGUCACAUGAUGAAUGAGUAGUUUUCAAGUUUCUUAAUGAAGUCAAUCAAAGUGGAGAGCAGCAGUGUUCCUAUGAGUUGUAUUUCAUGGUUCACCUUGCCACAAUACCAGUCACUGGGACUGGUAUCAACCCUGCUAGGAGCUUUGGAGCUGCUGUGAUAUACAACAAAGUGGAGGUUGAUCAAAACACUCAUCAUGCAAAGCUAGUAAAUAUCCCAGGAAGCUACACAAAGCCUGUCGAGUAAAAUUUUUUUGGCUAUUUUGGUAUGGUGUUUUUUUUUUAUACAUCUAUGUAAUGCUAUUUUAAUAUAGUUGACUCGUAGGUGUCAUUCUUUGAAGAUUUUUUUCCGAUUUGUACACUUCUUUUAGGAACUGAUCUAGAAAACAAGAAGCUUGACCUUGAAAUCCGAUUUUAUAGUGGUACAAUUUGUAGAUGAAGAUAUAGAAAAUUGUCUUUCCCCUC
Molecule: messenger RNA, 1495 nt
Organism: Gossypium raimondii (Peruvian cotton)
Lineage: Eukaryota; Viridiplantae; Streptophyta; Magnoliopsida; Malvales; Malvaceae
Product: protein MALE DISCOVERER 2
Exons: 7
Coding region: 388-1053 (221 amino acids)
Molecular function (GO): protein binding
Source: RefSeq, a predicted model, not a curated record